Messenger RNA from Rhopalosiphum maidis (corn leaf aphid), 2822 nucleotides. RefSeq names its product sodium- and chloride-dependent GABA transporter 1-like. Gene Ontology annotation, biological process: sodium ion transmembrane transport. The transcript is spliced from 13 exons. Lineage: Eukaryota; Metazoa; Arthropoda; Insecta; Hemiptera; Aphididae. Bases 389 to 2569 code for a protein of 726 amino acids. The record is from RefSeq and is a predicted model, not a curated record. Gene Ontology annotation, cellular component: membrane.
UUAAUUUGGCGACCACGAAUACGCGCGCAGCACGGACGGCAUAAAGUUCGUCCGAGAGCCCAGUCAUGUUUGUGGGGUAGUCGGAUUAGUAUAUAUUAUAAUCGUCCGCUGGCGGCCGCGGCAACGGUGCAUGUUCGAAUCGAGAAAUGGAAAAGUAUAAAAACUAAAAACGUUUGAUUUUUUUUUUCAAUUUUUCCUUCUCAUUUUCAAACAUUCCAGUGUUUUUUUAACUUUUAUUUUGUCACGUCUAAAUAUAUUAUUAUAUCAGCUAUAUAUACUCGUCCACCACAACUAUAUACCAUACUCAUCGCAUCGCUCUGCUAGGCUAUAGUAGUACUUAAAUACAGACAUACAGUUAUAGCUAUGCACUUACCUACUUAAUAUCUAAAUGUCUCAUAAUAACAAAAACGACAACCUUAUUACAAACCAUGGAAGUCACCUAGUUGCUUCGAAACGUUCGAAUAUGUUAGACGUAGAAGAAAAAUGUAGUAAAUUGAACAUAAUAUAUGAACAGCCAACAUCACCACAGUCACCACAAAGAGAACAGAGAGAAGAAUGGGGUAACAAACUUGACUUUUUGUUUUCGUGUAUUAGUGUAUCUGUUGGCUUAGGAAACGUGUGGAGAUUUCCAUACUUAUGCUACAAACAUGGCGGGGGGGCAUUUUUAGUGACUUACUUUAUAGCCAUGAUAUUUUGUGGAAUACCGAUUUUUUUUCAAGAAGUGGCUAUCGGACAGUAUUUGGGUUCUGGCGGGAUGACGUUGGUUGGAAAGUUAUGUCCAAUACUUUCUGGUACUGGUUACGCUACAAUGACUAUAGUUUUCUUACUAGAUGUGUAUUAUUGCGUUAUUGUAGCAUGGACAUUUUUUUACUUGGCAAGUUGUUUCAUAUCAUAUCCAACUUUGCCGUGGGAAAAUUGUAACAAUUGGUGGAACACAGACAAUUGUUUGAUGCCAAAUAGUGUUAAUAUGACCCACGAGCCUUUUAGUACGGAUACAAUAAAACGUAUGUUUAAUACAUCUUUGACGCUCAAUCACAAUAUAGAUUCGUGGAAUCAAAUGUAUUUCAAUAAAACGAAUGAAUUACAAGGUAAUAUUUUCAAAAACGAUGGUCAACUGACGGAAUUCUGUCACACUAUUAAGUCGUUAUCGUAUGCUGAUGUUUCAUUAAAUUUCACCGGCAUAGAAACAAAUAUUUCGUCUGUCCUUCGUCCAGGACAAGGUGUUGACUUUUUGAAUCAACUUCGAAAUUGUUUUAAUGUAACGACUGUGACACCAGCUGAAGAGUAUUGGGAGAGAAGAGUGCUCAUGCUGACAAGUGGUAUUGAAAAUAUCGGAGGAAUGCAGUGGGAACUAUUGUGCUUAUUAGGAGUAUCGUGGAUCUUGAUUUAUACCAUAUUGGGGAAAGGUCUUAGUCAGAGUGGAAAGAUAGUGUGGUUCAUUGCAAUGUUUCCAUAUUUAAUAAUGGGAGCAUUACUGAUUAGAGCAGUGACGCUGGAAGGAGCUAGUGAAGGUAUCAGGUACUUAGUCACUCCAAGAUGGGAGAGUCUCUUGAAUUCAGACACAUGGAUAGAAGGGACAACACAAAUAUUCUUUGGCUAUAGUGUUGGUGUUGGCACUUUACCAGCUCUCGGAUCAUUCAACAGAUUUCAUCACAAUUGUUAUAGGGAUGCAGUAUUAACUUGUGUUAUUAACACGCUCACGUCUAUCAUACCCAGUGUAAUAACAUUCAGUAUAUUAGGUUUUAUUGCUGCUUCUCAGGGAACUACAGUUAGCGAUGUCGUGGAAAGUGGACCUGGUUUGGUAUUUAUAACGUAUCCACAAGUGGUGCUUCAGUUACCAGGAGCCAGAAUAUGGGCAGUUGUAUUCUUCGUCAUGCUUGCUAUGAUUGGUAUUGAUAGUGAGUUCUGCAAUGUCGAAUCAUUUAUAACCGGACUGACGGAUAAGUGGCCUAAGUACUUACACACUAAACGAAAAACUUUCACUUUGUUGGUGUGUAUAGGUAUGUUUGUGCUAAGUUCUUCCAUGGUGACUAACGGUGGAAUGUAUAUAUUUCAAUUAAUGGAUACAUAUUCAGCAUCCGGAAUAUCGUUGCUUUGGGUGUGUUUCUUUCAGACUAUAGCUAUUUCAUGGUUUUUUGGAGCUGAUAGAUUUCGCGAAUGCGUCAAUCAAAUGCUCGGUUUUCGACCAAAUUUGUUCUGGUAUAUCUGUUGGGUGUAUCUUGCACCUUUCGUCAUGAUUACGGUAUUUAUAUUUUUCAUCAUCAAGUAUGAACCAGUAAAGUAUGGGAAUCAUUAUACAUAUCCGUGGUGGGGUGAAGGAUUAGGAAUAAUAAUAUCGUUGAUUUCUAUGAUCUGGAUACCACUAUAUGCUGUUUACUACUUAAUGACGGAACCGGGGACUUUUAAACAAAAGCUCGAACGAGGUUUUACACCUAUUCCAGAAGUCAAAUGCAGAACUAAGAUAAAAAAAGAAACUAAAAACACUAUUGAUAGAAGAAUUAACAUACAAUUAAUGGAAUGUAGUGCAUUGGUAUACAGCUGUGAAAAUAAUGAUAGUAAAAAUCUAUGAACACCAAUUUUAGUUAACUAUAUAGCGUUUAAUGUUACAUUAUUCUUACAUUACAGAAGUAUUGUAGGUAUUUGUUUAUAAAUUCAUAUAGUUAACACUAAAACAAAAGUCUAUAUUUUUGAAAUAUAAUAUUGUAUUUAAUUUGUAAAAGUCGAUUUAUAAGAUAAUUAGUGUUUUUUAUAUUGGUUAAAUAAUUAAAACUAUUUAUAUGAUUAAUAUUAUAUAGUGCAGAUCUUAGGAGCAUUAUACAAUA